AUGCUUCCGAGCAAGACGACAGUGAGCGCUGCAACAGUCGCCUUGAAGUUGGAGCAGGAGCAGACGAAAGCACUGGACGAUAUUCUCAGCGCAACAAGCUUUCUGCGUUCGACUCCCCUCGCAUCCACCACCCUUGUGGCCCCCACCCUUGUGGCCCAGGUUGAUCGAGAAGCAUGGGAUCACAUCUUGGUGAACCUAAUUCGCAUACCCCACGAUAGCCUCUCCGCGACCCUUCGUGCAGUAGCGUCCGAGAUCGAGCUAGCACUGGGGAUGGGGGCUCUACAUGUCCCGGAGCUACCCACACACUCGUCUCCUGUCAAGCUUCACACAGCUGACCAGAUGAGCCGCCAUAAUAAGUUCAACCUCUUCUUGGAUGACUUCCCCGCCGGCCGUGUCGCGGAAAAGGACUAUAGCCUUCUCGCGGCCAAGCUCCUCGAGAACCCCGACUUCCCGGUCGUCCCGCCAUGGCACGAAGAGUUCUAUCUUCUGAGGCCUUGGUUCAACGUCGCGCUCGAACUUUCGGAAGACUACCCCUACAGCGAUAUCUUUGCGCAUGAGAUACUCCUGAGGAAAGUCUUCCCUGUUGUCAACAAGCACAAAGGAGCACCACCCGCGAAGAGGCUUCGCGCUGCUAUUCACGUCGCGAGCCGCGACGCGCCCCCAGAGGCCGAGAAGAUGAUGCAAGCUGAAUUAAACGCAGCUGCGCUUCUGGAACCUGGUCGCCUGCUGCAGGUCAAGAUCGAAGAUCUAGUUCCUGACGUCGCGAAGACCGAGGAAGAACACAAGGCCUUGCGCAAGAUCUCUCUGAAGGAAUUGAAUAUCCCCCGAAUCCUGGAAUCUGACGACCGCGGCGUCAUCCUUCUUCUACAGGCCAAGAUGCGCGCCAUCUUGCGAAACAGCAAGCAUGUUGCCGAUGUGGAUGAUACCUGCAUCUGCGACAUCAUCAGCGAAUACAGUGAUGACGAAGGAGAGCAUCACUUCAAUGACGCUGCCGCGCUGAAGGACAUCUUUCCCCAGCGUAAGCGAGACAUCGUCCUUGGUUGGGCCUCAUCCAUUGAGACUUCAACUAUCCACGACAUUACGCUUUCCAGCGCUGAUCAGACGUACUGCGAGCCACUGGAGCCUAUCGGCGAUGCGGACGACAUGACUGAAGUAGAGGGCGAGCUCCAAAAAAUGAGCGAAAUAACAUGGGAGCUCGAAGGUUGCUCUCUCAUCUUCCCCCGCGGUCACGACGGUGAGAUCUUGCUUGGAUAUGGCUGCCAAGCAGACCAAGUGGUCUCCGAAGGCCACUUCACCAACAUGAUCAGUGCUGCCUCACCGUCAGAGUCAAGCUCGGAUGCAAGCUCAUACGAGAGCGAGGACGAGAAGGCUGCCAACCGUCGCAACUCCGACACCUCGUUGGAGAGCAAUACUGCUCGGUACGACUACCAAAAGAAGCGUGUCGUGAUGGCCUCGGUGAAGCAUCUCAACAAGCGCCGGAUCACAAAUCUCCAUAUGGCGUACGGCAUUCCGCAUGGUGCGCAAGAUCCAGACCAGCUGGGACAUAGCAUGCCUCUUGGUUUUGCGACAUGCGAUGAAGUCCCGGGCCUACUGGACCAGUUCAACGCGGACUACGAGGCGAAACGUCGCGAGCGUGAACAUCUUGGCGAGUGA
Molecule: messenger RNA, 1653 nt
Organism: Alternaria ethzedia
Lineage: Eukaryota; Fungi; Ascomycota; Dothideomycetes; Pleosporales; Pleosporaceae
Exons: 3
Coding region: 1-1653 (550 amino acids)
Source: RefSeq, a predicted model, not a curated record